Molecule: messenger RNA, 672 nt
Organism: Coffea eugenioides
Lineage: Eukaryota; Viridiplantae; Streptophyta; Magnoliopsida; Gentianales; Rubiaceae
Product: nucleolin-like
Exons: 3
Coding region: 1-672 (223 amino acids)
Source: RefSeq, a predicted model, not a curated record
AUGGAGGAGCAUCAAUCUGAAGGGCAUCCAGUAAGUGGCAAUGAAGAGGAAUUGGAGCAGCCUACCAAUGAUGUAGAGAAAAAUGCUGAGGAACAGCAGACUGAUGAACCAUCUACCAGGAAGUCACCAAGGAUAAGGUCUAGUGUCCAGGGUACUGCACCAACUACUCAGUGCAGUGAAAAAAGAAAGCAUCCAGAAAAUGAACAACCAGAGACCCAAACUGCUGUUGAACCAACUCCCGUGCCCAAGUUCAUCGAUGAUAAAGCCAGGGAGAGAAGGUCAGCCUCUAUGCAUACUUCAUCCAACCCUGAGGUCAUCUCUCUGUUUGAUGACCUCAAACAACAUAUCCUACUUCUUGAAGAUGGCUUGAUGAUGACCAUGACUUCUGAGCAACAAGCCACCUUCGUUGCCAAAAGGAAUCUGCUUGUACUUCCCAUUCCUCCAGAAAAUGAAAAUGCACACCGAAAGAAGCUUAGAACUGAGCCAACCACUGAGACUACCCCAGAGUACCGUGCCUCCAGUUCUCAACCACAGGACAAGGAAAAAGCUCCAGCAACUGAAGAAGAGACUGAAGAGGAUGAUGAUGAUGAGGAUGAGGACACUGAGGAAGAAGACCCUGCCCAGUUUCGCCUAGUUAGAAGAAGGCCUGGAUCCUCUAAGAUCAGCAUAUAG